CACAUCAUCAUGGAGAUGUGGAAGUUUGGGAAUUUCUGGUGUGAGUUCUGGACCUCCCUGGACGUGCUCUGCGUCACGGCCAGCAUUGAGACCCUCUGCGUCAUUGCUGUGGACCGGUACUUCGCCAUCACCUCUCCUUUCAAGUACCAGAGCCUGCUGACCAAGAGCAAAGCACGCGUGGUCAUCCUCGUGGUGUGGGUGGUCUCGGCCCUCACCUCUUUCUUGCCCAUCCAAAUGCACUGGUACCGGGCAGACCGUGAGGAGGCCAUCCUGUGCUACGAAAAGGACACAUGUUGCGACUUCUUCACCAACCAAGCCUAUGCCAUUGCCUCCUCCAUCAUCUCCUUCUACCUGCCACUCGUGGUCAUGGUAUUUGUGUACGCCAGGGUCUUCCAGGUGGCCAAGAAGCAGUUGCAGAAGAUAGACAGGAGCGAGGGGAGGUUUCACACCCAGAACAAGGAGCAGGAGCAGAAAGGGGGAGCUGGGCACCGACGUUCCUCCAAGUUCUUCUUGAAGGAGCACAAGGCCCUCAAGACCCUGGGCAUCAUCAUGGGCACCUUCACGCUGUGCUGGCUGCCCUUCUUCAUCGUCAACAUCGUGCAUGUCAUCCAGGACGACAUCAUACCAAAGUACGUGUACAUCCUCUUGAACUGGCUGGGCUAUGUCAACUCUGCCUUCAACCCUUUGAUCUACUGCCGGAGCCCGGACUUCAGGUAUGCCUUCCAGGAGCUGCUGUGCCUCCGCAGGUCCGCCCUGAAGAUGUAUGCCAACGGCUACUCAAACAGCAACGGCAAGAGCGACUACAACGAGGAGGACAACGGCUACCCCCUGGCAUCGGACAAAACCUGUGAGCUGCUCUGCGAAGAGGGGUCCUUCCCUCACCCCGAGGACUUUUUGCACUGCAAAGGUACCGUACCUAGCGGGUAG
Balearica regulorum gibbericeps (East African grey crowned-crane) is the source of this 927-nucleotide messenger RNA. Lineage: Eukaryota; Metazoa; Chordata; Aves; Gruiformes; Gruidae. The record is from RefSeq and is a predicted model, not a curated record.